UCCCCCGGGAAUGGUAAAUCGGCGGGCCAGACCGCGGAUGGCGUAUUCUUAGCUCUUCCACCACGUUUCUCCGAUUUCUUGGCCGCUUGUCUGGGCAAUGAUCAGACCUCUGCGGAGUAAGUCCCGCUACAAUUCCAACCAAAACUCAACCGAUCUCGAAGAUCGAGGAUUAAGGUUUCGAUGGAAGCUGGUGGUGCCAAACCAAUUGGUAUUUCCCUUUCCAGAUAUUCUGCAACAGAGCAAUCUGAGCACAAGGACUUUGCAGCAAGCAAAUCCAGGAACCGGACAGCAUGGACCAAUUGAGGCUCUUGGCCACUUGAUAAGACUCCACCAUCGGAGUGUGGCGCUGCUGUUCUGGACUCAUCAGCCGAUCCACAUGCCGCUUCAGGCUCGCUUUACCGCCGGUUCGCUCGGAAUGGAUCCGUGUUUGCACACCUCAGUCGAUGACUUGCCAGCUACGCGCUCGUUGAGAGCUGCAUCAGCGGCAGACAAAUCAUCCGCCAGAGGAGAGCGACAGCAAUGGACAUUCACAUAUCCGUCUGAUUUUCCUGAUGAUUCGAGACGAUGCCUGAAGGAGCACUGGAGUGGGAUACUGGACAUCGACCGAGGGUUUCGAUGGAGUUAUGAACAUCGCCUUACACAGUAUUAGGCUGUAGGUGGCCCUGGGCAUGGAGGUCUGGUCACUGGCACAACACACACGUUCCAUGCCGACGAAUCCGCUCAUUUUUGCAGCUUUGCAACCAAUGAGGAACCAUUGGCCCCCAUUCCUCAGUCUUGAAGCGCGUCAGUUCACCCCCCAUUUCACGACAAGGAUGGAUACGAAUAGCUGCCAAGCGACGGAGGUACCCUGAACGUGGGU
Messenger RNA from Parathielavia appendiculata, 859 nucleotides. RefSeq lists its product as uncharacterized. The coding region runs from base 98 to 649 and encodes 183 amino acids. The record is from RefSeq and is a predicted model, not a curated record. NCBI's taxonomy places the organism in Eukaryota, Fungi, Ascomycota, Sordariomycetes, Sordariales, Chaetomiaceae. The transcript has a single exon.